Molecule: messenger RNA, 923 nt
Organism: Cuscuta campestris
Lineage: Eukaryota; Viridiplantae; Streptophyta; Magnoliopsida; Solanales; Convolvulaceae
Source: the annotation of a GenBank genome assembly
GUUCGAGCAUCCAAAGACUCCAAGUUUAAUUUUCUUUUAUUUUUGUUGUAAAAUCCGAACGUUUUAUAAGUUCAGAUUAUUUUAAUAUUAUUUUCCCGCUGUAUUAUUCAACAAUCUUAAGGUAGUAUUGAUGGAGUUUGGAUUCGGCAUCGUGGGUUCUUCCGACAACAGAAUAAGUUGCGAAAUUCCAGUGGAAACCUCUUCGGUUGCCAUGGCUGUGCCGUCCUCACCACUAUCCUUCGGGGCAAGUGUGGGGGCCGCAACCAUGACGUCAUUUUCAAUGCCGAGCUCGAUCUUCAGGACGGCCCCUCGACCCAUUCCCGGGCUCGAAACCACGGGGGAUCGCCCUGUCGAUAAUUCGAACCCGUUUCUCAGACCGACUAUGGCUUCGGCCUCAACGGUCAACUUUGGACCGAACGCAGCAAGAUUCCCCCAGCCCAAUGAAGCCAACAACCCCCUCGUGGCGAUGGUGAACCAAGCAUGGUACCACAACAACUAUCUCGCCAUCAACAUUAUCUUAGAGGGGUUGGGAGAUUCACUGUACCCCGUCUAUGCCGGUGCAACGCUUGCCAAGGAGCUUUGGAAUAGCUUGAACAAAAAGUUUCAAGCUAAAGAUGCCGGCACAAAGAAGUUCAUCGUUGGGAAGAUGCUGGACUACAAGAUGGUCGACAGCAAAUCUAUUGUCGCCCAGGCUGAGAAGCUUAUGCUUAUCUUCAACAAGUGCAAUGAAGAAAAAGUAGGCGUCAGCGAGGCCUUCCAAGUGGCGGCCAUCAUUUACAAACUUCUUAGGUCGUGGGAAGAUUUCCAAGCCGACCUCAAGCUCAAAAGAACAUAGCUGAACUUGGAGCAAUUGCUCACGCGGUUGAGGAUCCGAGAGGAAGAGCUUGCAAGAAGAAGUGGAGGGGCAAAGGCGAAUGUGGUAG